Molecule: messenger RNA, 3972 nt
Organism: Pipra filicauda (Wire-tailed manakin)
Lineage: Eukaryota; Metazoa; Chordata; Aves; Passeriformes; Pipridae
Product: ankyrin repeat domain-containing protein 26-like
Exons: 12
Coding region: 500-1843 (447 amino acids)
Source: RefSeq, a predicted model, not a curated record
UCCAUCCUGAAAACGGACAAAACAGUGUUCAGUGUGUUCCUUGGGGAGCAGAAGUGAAGCUUUGAAGGGACUUGAAUGGAUUUCAGUUCUUUGGGCAGAGGGGAUGCACACAGACAUGCAGCACCUGAGUUCUUCAGCAGCAGCUGGCUCCUCUCUGGAAAAGCUCCCCUGACAACUGUGGAUUCUUCCCGUGGUUUUACAGCUGCAGGAGGAGGAAGAAAAGCAUCUUCAGUCUGAGCAUUGUGUUCCUGACUUGAAGACUGCCUUGGAUGCCAAGAAAAGAGAGGCAGUAACUUCUUCCCAGGAACUGCAGGACCUCCUGUUGGCACCUUGUGAGACCAAUCCGACUGUGAACCAACUGGAAGAAGACGCGCAAGACUUUGCAAGUGAGAACAGCAGAUUGGAAGCCACUGUCCAGCAGCCAAGCGAGAGCGUUGAAGCCCUUCCGAGAGCCCUGCAAGCCUCUGCCUCAGGUGGUGAACUUUCCCAGCAGCUGGACAUGGAGCCUGGAACAGGCAUGCAGCUCGAGGCCCUAAACCAGGCUGUGCAAGAAGAGCUGUCCACUCUGCUUGGGAGGUGUGAACAACUGGAGAAGAGCAAAUGUCAGCUGCAAGAAGAGGUGACAAAACACCACCAUCAUUUGGAGACUUUGGUGCUGGAUGGCAGCCAAAGAGAACAGUGUACAGGAGAGGUGGCAGAAGGAGCUGACCAGGAAAGAAGUGCAAAGCUACAAGAGGUCAGCCUCGUUUUGCAAGCACAGGCAGCCCACCAGGCCCCACUAGGACAAACUGGAGACAUUCAUUGUGAUUCCAUGAGAAUCCAGUUGGAAGAAAGGAUUAGAAAUCUUGAAAGUGAAUUGGAGAGGAUCAAAACCACCCAAGAAGAGAGUGCUUCUCGUAAAGAAGCAACACAGGGAGGGAUGGAAAUGUACAAAGAGCUGUAUCUGGAGGAAGUGAAAACCAGAAGAUGCCUUGCCAAGAAACUGGAAAGGCUGGAAAAGCUUCUGAGGAUAGAGAGGAGGAAACUCCGGGUUAAUGAAGAGAAAGGAAGUCAGUCCCAGCUGGAAGAAAUGAAGAAGAGAUAUUCUGAAAAGGUCAAGGAAGUUGAUAGAUUCCAAAAAGAGGUUGCUGAACUUUCCCAGCAGUUGGACAGGGAACGUGAACAGUGCACGCAGCUGGAGGCCAAAAAUCAGGCUUUGCAAGAAGAGCUGUCUGCCCUGCGUGGGGAGUGCGAGAACCUGGCCCUGGACAAAUGCCAGCUGCAAGAAGAGCUGGCAAAACUCCACCAUCAUUUGGAGACCAACGUGGUGGAUCGCAGCCAACUCGAACAGUGCAAAAGAGAGGUGGAAGAACAAGCAGACCAGGAAAUAAGACAAAAACUCCAAGAAGUCAAUGAGUUUUUGCAAGCACAGGCAGCCCACCAGGACACCUUAGAAGAAAUCAGAACCAGUCAUGUGGAGUCACUGAAAAAACAGUUAGAAGACAGAAUUAGAGAUCUGGAACGUGCACUGGGAAGGACAAAAAGCAACCAAGCAGAAAGACCUUUUCAAAAGGAAUCCACCCAGGCAGAAGUGGACAAGUACAAAGAGCUGUAUCUGGUGGAAGCCCAAAGAAGAAAAAGCCUCACCAAGAAACUGGAAAGAGCUACUGAGAGACUUGCAGUGGCGAACACCAAGCUCUUUUUGGAGCGCCACAGAAGCAGAUCUGUGGUCACAAGCAGCGCUGUCAGCGGAGUUCUGGCUGCAAGUCCACUUCUGGAUUCACCUGGCCUGGGACAUGUUGGCCUCAGUUUGGGACUGAGCAGAAGUCUGGCUCUCAGAACACCACCCAGACACCUGUGGUAAAGCCCAAGACUUCUGCUCAUCAGGACAUCCUGUGAGGGACCGUUCAGAUGGAUGGAACAAAUUGCUUCCUUUCCUUAAUUUCGACACCCACGGCCUAGUAGCCAGUUUCCUUAAUGGUGGCCUUCAAGGUUUGGUAGCAAAGACUCCAAGAUCAGCUCUAACCCAUCCCUACAUUGCUCAGCGACAAUGAUCCUAGUGGUGAGGGCAGCGAAAAUGCUACUUAAAAUUGGAGAGGUGGUGCUGCAUUGGUCCCCUUGUUGUACGAAAGGAAUCGCUGGAGCUUUGGGGACAAGAAGUGCCAACGGCCACGACAACUGUACACAGGCAACAGUAUCGGAGGAACCGAGAUGCUGUGACCCCCAUCCAUCCAUCCAGUACAUCCAUGACAUCAUUGCGGGGGGGACACAGCAGAAGAAGUUUUCGAGAAAGGACAGAAGAUCAUCCAGAUUCUCCUCGAGGCUGGUUUUGCCAUCAAGAAGAGUAAGGUCAAGGGCCCUGCCCAAGAGAUCCAGUCCCUCGGGGUGAAAUGGCAAAUGGACGACACCAGAUACCAACAGACGUCCUCAACAAGAUUGUAGCAAUGGCUCCACCCACAAACAAGAAAGAAACCCAAGCUUUUCUUGGAGCCAUUGGCUUCUGAAGGAUGCACAUCCCAGAGUACAGCCAGAUGGUGAGCCCUCUUUACUUUGUGACCCGUAAAAAGAACAAUUUCCAGUGGGGUCCUGAACAACAACAAGCUUUCAGGCAGAUCAAGCAAGAGAUUGCACAUGCCGUGGCUCUUGGAGCAGUCAGGACAGGACCAGAGGUAAAGAAUGUGCUCUACUCUGCAGCUGGAGAUAAAGGUCCCUCCUGGAGCCUCUGGCCAAAGGUGCCUGGUGAGACGUGAGGGCGACCACUGGGUUUCUGGAGCCGAAGCCACAGAGGUUCUGAGGCCAAUUCCACCCCUGUGGAGAAGGAAAUCUUAGCAGCCUAUGAAGGCAUACGAGCAGCUUCAGAGCUUUCAGAUUCAGCAAUGUCCUCACUCCCGACAGACCAGGGUCCCCUUUCCAGAGUAAUGGAGGAGCACCGGGAUUUUUUAAUCCAAAAUUCCUGGAUUGGAAUGAAGUGCUCUGGAAAGGCUCUGGAAAUCAUUGGGUGUUCACAAUCAUCAAGGAAGAUGUUCACCAGGAAUUGCUGAUCACUGGCCUCCAGCUGGAUGUUGCACUCCUGAUCACCACCCCAGCCAGCAGAUUUCAACCAGCCUGCUGUCUGCUCAUCCAGCCCAUACUUCAUGGGCUUCUCUGUGAGGGAGCCCUGUCUGUGUCCACUAGUACACACAUUCAUUUGGAUUUUAAACAAUCAAACAGAAGUGAGUGUUUUAACAGCAGAAUUAUUUUUCAAAGGGAAAUAGAAGGGUAUGGCUUUGAUGGAACGAGUGCCUUCAAGCUCCUCUGGCAGGCACUGUUUGAAAGCUAUUUGGGUGAUUUUUGAUAAGAAAUGAAAGAUGCAACGGCAGGAAGCCAUUCAGCAAUCCCUGACAAGGGAGGUCCACUGUCAAUUGCUGGGAGGGCCCCCACCUGUUUCUUUUAAUGGUGCUCCCAAAUCCCACCCCUUGGGCCUCCCAUCUCAUCCCAUCCUUUUUGGUCCCCUCAGGCAUCUCCUCCCCAGCAUCUGCUCUGUGUCCUACCCAGGAUCCCCAAACAUCCUCCCACUGAUCAUUCCCAAAGCUUUUCUUUCCAUCCUUCUCCUCAGACCUUUGCCUUUCACCCAGGUCACUGCCCUGGUACCUCCCAAGACCAUUCCUUGCCUCCCUCUCCACUCCCAACCAUCUCCCAGUGCCCUCGUUUUUGUCCUCCUCCAUCAUCCUCCUCCUGUCCCCACCAAGCCUCUCCCUUGCAGUGCCCAUGUCCCUACACUUGAAUUCCUUUCCCCUCCCCUGCAUCCCACACAGGGCCCCUUCAACACCCCAAUCCCAGUCCCGUGGGCUCCCCAGUUCCCCCCACUUCACCCUCUUUGGGUCCCCUCCUACUCCCCCCACCGUCCCUGCAGGCCCUGAAUUCCCCUGGCUCUCCUUGUCUCCAUCCCCACCCUGGGCCCUGCAGGCACAGGGGUUGGAGGUGAAACUGGGGGCAGUGGGAGCAGGGGGAGCA